Messenger RNA from Nematostella vectensis (starlet sea anemone), 2508 nucleotides. RefSeq lists its product as uncharacterized. The transcript has 3 exons. The record is from RefSeq and is a predicted model, not a curated record. Lineage: Eukaryota; Metazoa; Cnidaria; Anthozoa; Actiniaria; Edwardsiidae. Bases 548 to 2077 code for a protein of 509 amino acids.
CGUUCACUGGUGAGUUUAUUCUUGACUUCAUAGACAAAUGUUUAAAAACAUUCACAGUUGUUAAAGAAACCAAAAACGCCAAAGAAGAUUGCAUUGGUCCAUUUAUAAAUUUCACUCGGCUGGAGAACUAAGGACACAAAUAAGAAACUAAAAAUUUGUUGCAAAGCGCGAAUAACCACAACAAAUUGCAAUAAUAACUUUUACAAAACGCGAAACUCGUUUACAUGGUGAGCGCAUGUUUUUUUAGCAUGGACACAAAUGGGCCCCAUGCUAAGCUGGUAAAAGCAGCUUAUAAAUUCUAAUUAUCAUCAAAAAGAUCGCCCGUUAGUUUUAAGUGUUGGCUCAUUAGAGAUCACGACAAACGUAUAGACCCGCCGUAGAUCUGAGAAAUCUACAGGUCCGUUAAUUCUCCUGCUUUCAAGAAAAUACUCAUGCUUAAGAACUGGAUAUAACAUCGCUCGCUAAAGCUAUCAAUUUUGCACAUGGAUUCAUCAUAUGUACAGUACCCACAUCUUCGAAUCUUGUGAUCCGUGCUAAGGGGAGAAGGAUGACACCGACAAGGCUUGUAGUUGUUCUGAUGGUGGGGUUUUUGUGUUACCGAUGUACCGCGACUGACUCAUAUGUAGACUGGGACGAGAGCAGAGAACAAGUUCAGCAGAAACUCAAGAAGGAGGGAAAUGAAAUCACAGAAAAAAAAUUGCGCAUUCAACAAAAAGAGCAAGAAACGGACUACAAAGAUGAUGCGGAAAGGCAGAGAAAACACCCGGAAGAAACAGGGUACAAAGAAGAAGAAAAGGGAAAGAUUGAUCGAAAAACGGAGACAGGCUACAAACGAGACAACGUAGUUGGCGAAGGACACACUAAAAAACAGCGGCUUCUAGAUUGGGUUACUGGCAAACUAGCUAGUAUCAGCGGUGUAUACUACACUUCUAGUCAACAAGACCAAGUGAAGAAUCCGAAAACAAGAACAGAAAUGAAACGUGGAAACGAGAAUGAAAUAGAAUACAGCAGUAAGACGAUUCGCGCAAGGUCUCUGCUCGUAUUUCAUUCCCCGAGGAUAAUCGUACGACGAGAAGCUACACCCGAACCCGAAAGCACCUCCGAACCAGAACCCGAAACAAUUACGGAGCCCGAAGGUAGUCCGAAUGGAACGUCGGAGCCCGAGCCGGAAUUGUGGCCCGAGCCAGAGCCCGAAUGGGAUGCAGCUAAGCAGGAGUGGCGUGCGGCCUGGCCCGCCCACGUGAUCGGGUUCGCUGUAAUUUUUGGCGUAUUGGCCGUGGUGAGUCUCGGCGAACUGGUGCGAGUCCACGUGUCAAGCCAAAGGAAGCCCGCGCUUAAGAUUAGCCUCUUGGUAAUGAUCUCAGUUUUCUGUUUCAUGCGUACUAUCGCACUGUCAGUCAACGCGUACAACUCCUCCGACAGCGUCAAUCACACGUUCAUCCGCAUCAUCUUCUCACUCGGUCAUCCCUGCAUCAUCUCCGCCAUAAGUCUACUACUACUGGUCUUGAUUGACACCACCAAAAUGAACGUAGCUCCGCCCACAUUCCAGCGCGUGCACGUGAUCGUCGCGGUGGUAGUCGUGCACGUGGUACUCGUCUUCGUCACGGAUUUCGUAGUCGGAUAUUACGCAAAAAGCAAAGUGCUGAUCCUCCUUUGCCAAAUAUAUUAUAUCAUUACCGGUCUAUCACUGUCUAUCGGGUACGCUCGAGUCGGCUGGAAGAUACACCAUAACUCUGCAGCGAACAUUAGCCAAGAUAAUAAGAUGCAGAAACUUAAAAUCAGCAUCGCCACCGCGUCCGUGAUCGGCGUUCUAAUUGUAGCGCUCACUAUCUAUGGGGCCGCGGGGGUCUUCGGGAUAUACUCUGACGUCACAUACGUGUCCGCGUGGCCCUGGUGGGGAUUCCAGACUGCGCAGCGCAUGCUUGAGGUUGGCAUGGUGAUACUUCUGCUGUUUAUGAAUAUUCGUACCGCGGGCUCAAGAGCCGGAUUCGUGACGUCAUGGAAGAGGCGUUUGUUCGGCGCUAACAAGGUGCUUCCCCAUACAAAUACUACUACCGUCCAAUCGAUGACUACAUAAACCGAUAAUACAGGACAUGUGCUAACAGAUCACGUGACUUUUUGGGUGGCAAACUAGCGCGUGCUCAGCUUUUUGGCGGCAAAAUAAUCACGACAAAAAGCAAUAGCGCUUACGAAUAAAGUCAGAAUGUUUAUUUUUACUUCUAUUUUUUUUUUGUCGUUCUCUGUCGCGACGGGCGCAAUCAUUUUUAUUUUUAUUUUGGCUUAAAUUUGCAACUUAAAAGGUCACGUGACAUUUUAGCGCAAGUCCCCUAUUAUGGUACAAUGCUGAUGCUUUUAUGUAACAGUCCACUGAUGUAAUCUUAUCACAAAUUUCAUUCAUAUGGAAUUACUAGCACAAGUGAUGGGAAGUGCUAAAAAGGUUGCUAAAGAAAGUAUGAUAAUCUUAAAAAAAUUAACAAAUGUAUGCAUGUAAACCGAAAGUUACAUAAA